Molecule: messenger RNA, 16861 nt
Organism: Mercenaria mercenaria
Lineage: Eukaryota; Metazoa; Mollusca; Bivalvia; Venerida; Veneridae
Product: E3 ubiquitin-protein ligase rnf213-alpha-like
Exons: 92
Coding region: 150-15080 (4976 amino acids)
Molecular function (GO): ATP binding; ATP hydrolysis activity; ubiquitin-protein transferase activity
Source: RefSeq, a predicted model, not a curated record
ACGUGUCAGCCGCAAUUUCAGGUCCAGACACAAACGCAUAUCAGCCCAUUUCUGACACACAUAUUACCGUGUUUUUCCAUAUUCUCCUGCCUCCUGAAUUUAAAUUCAAUCCUUUGGUUGAUAAAGUUGUGUUGAGGAUUGGUGAAGCUAUGCUCGGUGGGUGGCAUAACAACCAACACGUGCUGUUUUAUGAUUGGCAAUAUCCCUCAGGCCAUUAUGAGAUGUCUUACCAACUUGAAAUUCCAAGAUAUUUAGCUUCGAGAAGUCUAGAGUAUAAAUACUUUGUUAUACGAAACACAGAAACACGCAAGGGGUUCGAUAGAAAGAAUUUAUGGGAUUACUAUUAUGUCCGAGGGCAUGCAGGACCACAUUACAACAGACGACUACAAUUACCAGAUAAAUGGAAAUCUAAAGCAAACUGGCAUCAGUUCGAUGCCAUUAUUAAUCGGAAGCCUAAGGAUGGACUGGUAAGCUGGGUCAAGGAUUAUUGGUCAAGAACUAAAAAACUCAAAGAGGAUGCUACAUUAGCAGUGCAGAUAUACAGUGGGCGCAUUCUCCAAGCUUUCAACAAUGUGAACUCUUCACCUGACGACAUAAGCUAUGCAGUUGAACUACUCGAAAUGAUGGUGCAUGGACUACGGCGAGUGUACGUUCAAGACAGCAACUGCUUUGAAAAGGAAGAUGAAUUCAUGUCAACGCUAGGUGAACAUGUUAUGGAACCAGUGAUACGAUCCUUUGACGAGUGUAUUGAACUCAAGGGAGACGGGACUGAUGUACAGUUGCAGAGGAGAAUGACAGUCCAGUUUGCAUUACUUGCUAUUCUGAAAAACCUGGGCCUCUCUCAACUCAAAAACAAAUACGCUAACAUUCACCACCGGCUGUGUAUGGCUUUUCUGAUCCACCUAGACCCAGACAAGAAGACAUGCAAAGAACUAGAAUUUUUGAAACUUCAUUUCCCCAAGCAACUGAAAUUCUUCAAAGAAGCGUUGGUGAUGCUAGGAAAGUCAGUUAUUGUGGACAAGAAAAAUCCGGCCUGGCUAUUCAUAAUGCCGUUGAUACAUUUCUUGUCUGAUACAUGUGCACCGUAUGACAGCGUUACAGACGAUGCUGCACACGCUGGCAAUGUCCCAGUAUGGUGGGGAACAUCACAUAUUGGGGAAGAUACAACAAAGAAAUUCAAAAGCUUUCAAAAUCAAAGCUGGGUUAUACCACUUGGAGACGUUCUGAAAACUUUGCAGCGGUUCUUUGAGAUUGAUUAUCUUUUGCCAAGAACGAUCGUUGCCAGUCUGAACUUGUAUGAAAUUUUUGAGGCGAUUUCAACUGGCUUGAUUCCGACUGAAGUUUGCUGUGCUGCACUGAUAUAUUACCUCAAAACAACACGCCCAAAGCAUAGUUAUGAUGGGCCCUCUUCCAAUGAAGAAAAUCUUGUAUGUAAAUGUAUACAGACUGUCUACAAACAGCUUCAGGAGGAAUGCAAGAAAAGUCCAGACAGGAAUUGCGUGACGAGAUGGAAAUUAGCUGCAACUAUUUCUUUAGAUUUAGUAGAGGAGGCUUUGUACUACAAAACUGACAGGCACGUCACGGCUUCGUCAAGCAUGUCUGUAUGUCUGAUGUGUGUGUCCCAGUACCAAUUAUCGUUAGAAACGAUGAAAAAUACACAGUUGAAACAAGACAAGAACUUUUCAGACAUUCGAUAUGUAUGUGAGAAGGCAAUACAAUGGUUACAGCGUCACUGGGAUGACUGGACAUGUCUAGACGUUUGUCUUGAGGUCUGGGACUCUUUUAUUGUUAACGAGGCAGCUAUCCUGGAGGUAUUCACAUCGCUAUGGAAUGAAUCAAUUGUAAAGGAGCUGAACAAAAGGCUGACAUACUUUAUUCGUAGAGACAACAGUAACACAGAAAAAUUUGUGCAGUUUUAUUGUCAGAAGGUGGAACAAUUUCAGCCAUACAUGCAAACAUGUUUGGAACAGGUUGCGUUCAAGGCAAUCGACAGGGCAUGCGAAAUGGAUGUUAGGAGUCUCCAGGAUUAUGGGCGGAGAAAAUUCGGACAACUGCUGUCUAAAAUGUUUGAGAAGGAAUGGCAAAAUAUCAUGGAAAAUGCACCAUCUGUUAGGCAAACAGAGUUUUUAGAGAAUAUUUUGACCUGGUCGCCAUUCCUACAGUUCAUGAAAAUAUUUUUCACAAAGCAAGAAAUGGAUCUUCUGAAUGAUGAAUGUAAACUGAAACUGAUGAGAACUAUAUCAGAAGUAGACACACGUGUCGACGAGCUACUAGCAGGAAACUUGCUUGUUGGAGAUUUACUGUUACUACACAAACAUGCGGAAAAAUUCUCAGUAAUGGCAGAGCUCGUGAAAUCGACAGAAACAGAAAAACGUGUGACCGCAGAUAUAGUACGAGGUGCUAUAAAAGUUCGCAAAAAGGAGUUAGACUAUUUUUUGUCAAGAACAGACGCAAUAGCCACCCUGACCUUCCUUUGCAAAAAGUUGACGAAAGUUGAUCUGUCGUCGUUAGAGCUGGUCCUUGAAAAACGUAUAAAUCUUAAAGCAAACAGACUAAGAGAGCUAUGUGUACCGGCUGCGAUUGCAGAUGUGAAAAAAAUUGACGAUUUUGAACCAUACAUUAAUGUGUUUCAAAUAUCAGCGCAGUUAGAUUCAGUUUUACACAGAAUGGUCGAGUGUCAAAAGAGUUCCAUCUUCAUGAAAAUGUGGGAGUCCCAGUGUGAAAUAGAUUUUGAAACCUGUACAUCCGUAGAAAAUGUUGUCAGUAUUUGGCAGCCAGUAUAUAAACGAUGGCAAGAGGCAGCACGCAGUAUCGAGAGUGGAAAGAUACAAUUUAUUGAGUUUGAACGUCUAAUUGGUCGCAUGUUUGGUGAGAAUUACGACAUGAUUUCAGAAGAACUGAGAAUUUUGAAUGUUUCUCACAAAGUAAUCUCGAAAAGAAUUGAUCAGCUGAGAAAAUACAGACACCUAGAAUCAUGCAGAAAGGGAGCAAAGACCUUUUUAUACUUCAAGCGAGAGUAUGAUCUGCGUGGAGAUUUUGAACAGAUCAAACUAAUUGCAGGGGAAGAAGAGGGUCAACUUGAAGUGGAACAAUUUGAUGACUCCUUUAUGAAUGCGUUUGAUUUUCUGAAGGACCUUACAACUAAAAGAGCACACUGCCUCAGUACAUUUUUGAAAUGUCAGCCCCUGGUACAGUGGUUAAAAGAGUCAAUGCAAUCUGGACUGAAAGAGUUGCAAGUAUUUGUUGAUCUGGCAUUAAUGUCCAUCGGAGAUGAUCCCUACAACAUUGGGAAAGUACAGGCUUUGCAUUCUGCAGUAACAGGAUUUGCCCCACUCAUUUUUGACCUGAACCAGGAAUGUGGCUACGAAGAACUCCUCGCAUUAUGUAAACUGGUUUGGCGAGAACUAGAUGUCAACCAAAAGUUACCAAAGCAACUUGAGGAUACAAAUCUUCAGCUAGAAUGGCUAAAAGAGAUCAAGGAGGCGCAUGGAUCAGUUGAGGUUACUUCGAUGAUGCAGACGGAGGCGAUAAAUUCGGAUGGCACUUUUACUGUUGGACGACGAGCCAUGGACCGAAAUAGACAAUCAAAACCACUUGAUGUCAAUGUUUUGAGACAGUUGAAAGGCUAUACAUUUUCUCAGUUACAAGAUUUGCAGAGUCGCCUUAUGUUGGUUGCUGGUAAAGCCGAGAAAGGUGUGGAAAGCGUAGAAAGAUUUACCAUGAUAUUUGACAGUGUAACAAGACUGAGCAAGGUUUUUGUCAAAUUAUAUAGUUCUGGUUGUGUCUUGUUUAAAGAGUGGUCCGCUCGCUUUAUUUGUGACCCCGACCCACGAAGACCUGUUUGUGCGGUAAUAGACUUUGGACAGAGCGAGGAGGUACCCCAGCUUAAGGGUCGUACUUCCGUGAAUGAGGAUUUAAAAGACAUGAUACCCGAAAUUGCAAGAUUCAUGGAAAACUGUCACGAGGAAUGGCUGCAGCAUAUAACAGAAAAACGAAAAUCGUACCUGUAUCUUAACUACUUUACAAUCGACCAGCUUGUGAUUUUACAAAGAGAACUGGUUAAAAUUGGAACAGAUGAGCGACCAUUGCACUGGAUUUAUCCCCUUCUGUCCGCUGUCAAACUAGAGUGUACUGAAGGUGAUGUUCUUCAAGCUAUGCAGUCUGCAAAGGAAGAGGUAGAUAGAAAAGAUCAUAUGGAAACUGAAACAUCAUUUGAUGCAAAUCAGUCGGAGCACACAAAACAUGAAAACGAUGAAAAGAUUCAGACAUUCAUACGCAGUCUUGUAGAUGCAGGACUAGAUGAAACAAUGGCGAUUAAGGCAUUGAACCAUGUAGAUCCGGAUGAUAUUUCCCAGGGCAUUUUAUGGUGUAUGGAACAUACAGAAUCAGAAGAUGAGGAUAUGGAAGUAUCGGAAACUGAGGUAUCCUCGCAAGCUCCGUACCAAGGUUGGAGUCAGUCAGAAGUAUCAAUAAAAUCCUUAAUUGAAAGUGGCAUCUCAGGUUUACGCCAAGACAGCGAGGUCGGUGUGAAACCACUGAUGCAAAACCUGGAGCAGCUUUGGACACAAUUUAUACAGUCGAUUUCAUCAAACGUGAAAGACUACCUUAGUCUAGAACAUCUUGGAAUAAUUCUUGGAUAUUUGGCCGAAAAAAAUACACAUGUCAUGGAAAGGUCGUUGCCACCAGGACUUAAAGAAGGACUUCCAAAUCUCGUCGUAUGUCCAUCGGAUGAUGUUCUUCCGACAACAUUGUCAAUUUACAUGACCGAAAAAGAACAGCCUUUACCACAGUCAGACGAAAUACUGAUGUGUACGCCAGCUACAACAAAAGAUGAAGUUGACAUAUUUUGGAGAAGAGCACUGUUUGAAGGGAGUCAUAAAGUUCAUUGUCUGCUGAAUGCAGACCUGCUGACAUAUGAAGUGAGUGAAGCGGCCGAGAAGCUUCUGCAUGAAUACUUGCUCCAGCUGAUGCACAAGACCAAUGUAAACUAUCGUCUGUGUGUGAUUUGUGGCUCGGACAGAAGGAACCGGUCUAGUACGAUGAUUUCCUUUUUGGACAAGUACCUCAGACAGUCUCCUAUGAUUAAUAUGGACAAGUUGCGCACCUACAUAGCACAAAAACUUGUGGUUCACACAACAAAUGCUCGUAUAAGCCCAGCAGCACUUGCGGAUGAUGAAAGGUCUACAGUGCGUGUCAUAAAAUCCUGGCGGUCUGGUGUUGGAAAAUCGCUCUUCAAGUCUAGAAAAGAGAGGGCAGUGCUAGCAUUAAAUGCAAAGGAAGUAAACGAGGAAUCCGUGACUAUUCCACUACAAGAAAAAGAUGUAGAUCUUCACUAUGUCAUAGAACGACUAUUAGAUCACACACCAAAAGCUAACGAACUGACUGCAAGACUUUUCCAUAUUGAUGUAUCACACGAGGUUCAAGACGGAGUGGAUUUCUUAUUGUUCAAUUUGUUGAUUCUUGGGUGUUUGGUGGACAAGACAGGCUAUGUAUGGAGAAAAUCGAACACUGACUUGUAUCUGAUAGAAACAAUGCCAAUUCUAGCUAAAUCGGACGAUGACAGAGGAUCAACUCUUCAUUAUCUUCAUGCAAUGUUGAAUAUUCUACCAGAUGUUACAUGCAGGUCACCUCGUGAAUGUCUUCUUGUAUACGCAGGCAACACACUGCAAGGUCAAAGGGAAUCUGAUCAGCUCUUUGAUGUAGAGGAGUUUCGUAGCGAAAAAUAUCAACGACCAUUUCAGUACCUCCGCCGACUUGCAACAAAUAGAACAUUACAAGAUGUUAAGGCAGACAAACAAGAGGGAACCGUACAACUGUGUCUUGAAACACUCCUCAGAUAUUGUGGAAUCCAAGAUCCAUCCUGGGCAGAACUCCACCAUUUUGUUUGGUUCCUGAACACUCAGUUAGUGGACUUCGAACUGAAUAAUUUUGUCAGUGCUGCUGCCGCUGAAGAUCUUCCAGGCUUCUCAAAUUUUGUACUGAGAUUCCUUAUUCAGAUGUCAAAAGAUUUCUCAACAAGAUCCCUUAAGAUAAGCGAGGAAUCGCCUGGACUUACAUUAGAACACCAUGAACGUAUGCAGAUUGACGAGGCAAGUCCUGAUGACAAAGAUACUGACAUGGUAGAGCUGUACAAAAUCAGAAGAACUUGGGAAAGCAGCCCACAUCCUUAUCUGUUCUUCAACCGGGAUAGAAUGACUUUUACAUUCCUAGGAUUUUAUAUUGAAAAGGAAUCUGGAAAUUUGAUAGAUCAACAAACUGGUAAUGUUUUAGAGCGUUGUAUCAUGACGAAAAACUUGUACGAAGCUAUGGAAAGAAACCACGUGCCUUUGCAGGAGGAUUUCAAUUCUCUUUUAAGGAUGCAAAAAAUAAAGAAGCUGCGCGAUACUAUGGGUGUAGCGUACACACAUGAUCCAGAUCCAUCGUAUGAGCUGACAACAGACAAUGUCAAGAAAAUUAUGGCUAUUUACAUGCGAUUCAGAUGCGAUAUUCCCGUUAUAAUCAUGGGUGAAACAGGGUGUGGAAAAACCCGUCUAGUUAAGUUUAUGUGUAAAUUACAAGAACCGGAAAAGACAGUUGUUACAAACAUGAUUCUGAUGAAGGUGCAUGGAGGAACCACAAAUUCAGACAUCAUCAAAAGAGUGCGUACAGCAGAAACUAUGGCGAAGAAAAACCAACAGAAAUACGGAGACCACAUGUACACUGUACUUUUCUUCGACGAAGCUAACUCGUCUGAGGCUAUAGGACUCAUUAAAGAAAUCAUGUGUGAUAAGCGUGUGCAAGGGGAGAAACUGAAACUCUGUGAAAAUCUUAAGAUUGUAGCAGCAUGCAACCCAUAUAGAAAACAUUCUGAACAACUGAUUAAAAAGCUUGAGAUGGCCGGACUUGGAUAUCAUGUAGAUGCAGACGAAACAACAGAUAGGCUAGGUCGUGUGCCAAUGCGACGACUAGUUUACAGGGUUCAGCCCCUACCAUUAAGCCUUCUUCCGCUCGUCUGGGACUUUGGUCAGCUGAAUAUAAAAGUAGAAAAUCUCUACAUUCAGCAAAUGGUCAAGAGAUAUAUAGACGCUGCUCACCUCCCAAACAUCAAAGGAUUGAAAGAAGUAACAAGUGAGAUACUAACAAAAUCUCAGCAAUACAUGAGGCAGCAGAAGGAUGAAUGUAGUUUUGUAUCACUUCGAGAUGUGGAGAGGGUAUUGACAGUGAUGAGCUGGUUUUAUACGCAAAGUCAGAAUAACAGAAUACUCUUCAGUCUUAUGGACAAAAGGUUGCACCAAGGUCCCGUUGUGGACGCUAGCCAGAAUAUCAACAGAAUCGAUGAUGUGACACGUUCCUUGAUUUUGGCUCUUGGAGUAUGUUAUCACGCAUGUUUAAAAACACGCGAGCAAUACAGAGAAUUCAUCGCACAAUACUUUGCAAUUCCAUGUAAACUACCGAAGGGCAGGGGACAGAUAUUAGAGGAGAUCGAUUGCUGUCAAGAUGUGUUCCUAGACCAUGUGGAUUUAGAGAAAAACAUUGCCCGUAACAUGGCGUUGAAAGAGAACGUUUUUAUGAUGGUCGUGUGUAUAGAACUACGAAUUCCACUGUUCCUCAUCGGAAAGCCAGGAAGUUCUAAAUCGCUUGCUAAAACGAUUGUUUCAGAUGCAAUGCGCGGAAAUGCUGCAAAACAUAUCCUUUUCAAGGGAAUGAAGCAAGCAAAACUGGUAUCGUAUCAAUGCAGUCCUAUUUCAACGCCAGGUGGUAUAGUCGGAACGUUUAAACAGUGUGCCCAGUUUCAGAAAGACAAAGAUUUAAGUACAUUUGUAUCGGUCGUUGUACUUGACGAGGUUGGUCUUGCUGAAGAUAGCCUAAGGAUGCCUUUAAAGACGUUACAUCCACUUCUAGAGGACGGGUGCCAAGGAGACGAAAAGCCCGAGAAAUACAUGAAGGUGGCCUUCAUUGGGAUUUCCAAUUGGGCAUUAGAUCCAGCAAAGAUGAAUAGAGGCAUUGUAGUGCAGAGAGAAGUUCCUGACCUUGAAGAACUUAUUAACAGUGCACGUGGUAUCUGCACUAUUGGAGAAGAUCUGGAGAAAAGGAAUAGAAUGGAACCGCUGAUCAAACCAAUGGCCAAGGCGUACCUAGAAUUAUUCACCACUGCAUCUAAAAAAAUGAGGGAAUUCUUUGGUCUGAGGGAUUUCUACAGCUUGGUUAAAAUGGUGUUUAGUUUCGUGGAAAAAUCGAAUAAGACACCUACAUGGCAUCAGAUGCUGCAUGCAAUCAAACGGAACUUUGGAGGUCUUGAUCAAGUAGAUCCAGUAGAUUGCUUCAAAAAGCACCUGUCUACAAUCAUAAGUAGUGAACAUCAGCCGAAAGAUGACGACCCAGAUUGCAGCGCAGCCGGACUCAUCAGAGCUUGUCUUGAUACGAACAAUAUUGAAAGCGAGAGUCGAUAUCUUCUGCUACUGACCGAGAAUUAUGGAGCCUUGACUAUCAUUCAACAGCUGAUCCAGGAACGCAGCGAAGACAUAAGACCUAUUACUAUAUUUGGAAGCAGCUUUCGCAGUGAUCAAGAAUAUACACAGGUUUGUCGAAACAUCAACAAAAUCAAAGUUUGCAUGGAAACAGGGAAUACAGUUGUCUUACUGAAUCUAGAGAACCUUUACGAGAGUCUUUACGAUGCGCUGAAUCAGUACUAUGUUUAUUUUGGAGGCGUGAGAUAUGUGGACCUUGGACUUGGAACACACAGAGUGAAGUGUCCCGUACAUCACAAUUUCCGGCUUAUAGUUGUAGCGGAAAAGCAAACAGUCUACAAGAAAUUUCCGAUACCACUAAUCAACAGACUAGAGAAACAUUUUUUGACAUUAAACACAAUGUUAUCCGAUUUGCAACAAAAGCUGGUUUAUGAGUUGGAACAAUGGGCUGUACACUUUGCAUCACAGCGUCAAACAACGCUAUUCCGGAGGGAAACAGAGGAAACAAUGGUUGGAGAUGUUUUCAUCGGCUUUCACGAGGACUCAUGUUCAGCAGUUAUUCACCAUGUCUGUCAAAAGUAUUCUCAGAACAUUCGAGACUUUGAUGAGGAAACUACUCUUAAGAUACUUAAAGAGGCAAAGUGUUUACUGUUGUGGUGUGCAACGCCUGAUGCUCUUGUACGAUUGGAAAGAAGCAGCCUCCCGAUACCUGAACAAGAAUGGUUGAGACAGAAAUAUCUUGAUGAACAGCCACACAAUAGUAUUUUGGAGUAUCUUUCCUACAUGAUCCACCACAAUAGGAAUAAAGAGAUUUUAUCACAGAUCACUACACAUUCCAAGUUGAUGACAACUAUUCAGAUACCGGAUAUCAGCAGAGCUAGUGGGAUAGAUCCAAAGAAAAUACUUCUGAUUGAUACAUUAUCUUCUUUUGAUACAGAACAGCAAUUUAGUAAUAAAAUCAGGCAACACGUGAAGGACAUGGCUGACUCUGCGAAAAUGAUUAUGAUACAAUGUGAAUGCGGUGACGUCAAUGCCAGUUUGAUUGCGUGUGCUAGAUAUUGUGUCAUGGAUGAAUUGGAGAAGUUGAGAGAUGAUAUUAAAGAACUAAUCCAUGUUGUAUUUGUUAUACAGCUACCAAAGGUUUCAGGAGGAUGUUUUUCAGGAUUUCAGUGUGGUAAAUGGCACUCUGCACACAUUGACGAUCUUCUGCCUGAAGACAUGCAGUUACCUUCACUGAAAGAAAUGCAUGGACAAUCCGUUGGAAAGUUGAUCGAUAGUGCUAUGUCAGAGAAAGUUUUGAUGGAAACAGAUGGUUUAGAGAAGGAGAAGAGACCUAUUGAGGAAGAGAUGGAUUGGAAAAGUGAUAAAGAGGAAAUUAGUGUUGAUUCCGAAUAUCAUUCUGUUUAUACUUCUUUGGCCGAGCGGACAAGUACAAAAGAUGGCCUGAAUCUAGAGGAUGUUGUAUUUGAUUUUGAAAAUGUAGACGAAAAUGAAGGUAUAACAAAGAAGAAAGAAUCUGGGAGGCCAAAGUUAAACGUGAAGAAAUUGGUCCUGUCCUGUGUACAAUCUGCACUAUCUAUGGUGAAAGACAAGGAUGAGAGGAAAAACAGGGAAACAGAUAGAGUCGACUUAGUUAUACGGCUGCUUCACCAAGACCAAAUAGAAGGUCAGCCGUCAUUUUUGCAAGGGAUAUGUAUGCUGAUAUCAAAGCUGCUUCAAGAAAAGGAAAAGAAUGCAGGCACAACCCACAAAGCGACACAUUGGUUAGUCAAUGAAGCUGCAAAAUUGGAAAACAUUAACAAAGCCGGAACAUUUAGGAGCUCCUGUAUCAAAAUUUUGGAAAGUAAAGUAUUCCCGAUUCUUGCUGGAAUCAUUGCGUAUUGUGACAAGAACGAAAACCUCAAUAUUCUUCAAGAAACCCAGUAUCCUUGGAAGCAAGACCUUUGGUUGGAGAUAUUGAAUACACCCGGAGCAAUUGAUCUUCAGUACAACGAGUUCCAGUCUCCAACACGAAGCAGUGAUCUUGAAGAGGUUACAGUAAUGUCAACGGGCUGUGAAGGACUUUUAUUCUGUAAUCGAAUGCCAUUUUCUUGGCGUUUCAUAGACAUGAUAAAUGAAGUAUUAAAACUAGACCAUCCCUCAGCAGAUUCUGUCGCCGAAGAAGAAGGAGAUUCACAAAACAUGCGUAAGAGGAAUCUACGAGCAGAGUCGUGUAAGCGUAUACUUAGCGAGCAUCCUUUGUGCAAACCUUUAUCUGGCAUAAAUGAAGAACGUAUUGUCCAAGACGCAACAACUGAGUACACAUGUGACGUCAUACAUACAAUGUAUCCUGUUGCAAAUGACCAAGAAUUUAAUCUGGUAUUUAAUGCCAUUAUGGAAACGGCAAGUCAACUUAGUGAUGGAAUUUCACAUGACAGCCUUCUCGGUUCAGUUGUUUACACCCACCUAGCAUUUGAAGCUGUGUCAAGCAGACUUACAUAUUUUCAUAUGCUCAAUGUUGCAUGGCCAGAGUGCAGUAAAACUAUACUAGAAAAAAGAGCAGAGAAACCCGAUCAUUUCAUGUUCAAGGAAAACGAAAUGACAUUCACUGCUGUGUGUUUACUGGUCGAGAAUAUGUCGCCAACAAAGUCACAACUUGAUACUGAAGCAGGAAGGUCAAAAUGGCUGAACAAUGUUCACCGGUACAGAUCCAUGGUAGAAAAAGUGAUCAGUCUAUAUGAUAAAGAGCCUGUACUGCACGGACCUAGUGUCACGCAUGUUGUUCGGAGAAUAAAGGGACUUUGGACACGUGUGAUGGUUAUGAAACUUUUUGUUGAACACGUCUGUGUGUCAGACAGAGAGAACAGAAUUACAGUGAAAUUUUGUACCCCUUUAUGGUCGCUUCUUGGUGAAGAGGCAGAUAUGAAAAAGAAAGAAUCCAUUAACGCUGUUGAAAAGUUUUUGAAAACAUGUAACAGAGGAGCGAUGAAGGAGUAUCUAGGAUCUGUUAUAAAAUGCAGUGAUUGUGAGACGGUUUUAGAGGGUUUUCCGAUUACUCUUCCCUGCAAAGACGUUCUUUGUGAACGUUGUUACAAUGAUCUUAUUGCUUCAAGGAGUAAUACUUGCACAAAAUGCCGGAAACAAUUUGGCGACGACUGGACCCCAGCCAAGACGGUGACAAAAAGCAAUGCAGAGGAAAAGUUAAGAGACUAUCAGAAAAGAUGUAACGCAUUCUUCAUGGAUGUGGUAUCGCAGCUCAGCUUCGCACACAGGACUGCUCCGUCUGAUGAUGUUGUUGAAAAGUUACUGACAUAUACAUUUUGUGAGACACGUGGAAAACGUCAGCAUACUAAGAACCUUUCCAUAUUUGAUACUGGCAUAGAUUUAAAUCCAGUAUUUAGAUCUUUUCUCCUGCAAUUAUUGCUUCAGACCAGCGAAAACGAGGUGAUAGCAAAUCUGGAAAGAUAUCUCAGACAAGCAGAGUCUGUAGUGAAGGAUGAGGCUUCUGACAGGGAGCAAAUGUACAUCAACUUGAGUCUUUUGGUCAUCAACUGUGUGGAGGAUAAGCUUAUGCAGACUGGAUGUGCUGAUGGGAUAGACCGUAUUGGCUAUGCAAUCAGUGCUUUAGAAAAGGCGUCAAAAACAAUAGAUACAGACGGACUUACUGUAAAAAAGUUGUACGGUUUGGCGAGCGCUAGAAUGGGACUGUCAGUAGUAGCCAACCAGAUUGCUGAAAUGGUAAAGAAAGGUUCAUCAGGAAGUUUGACGAUGAAGCUUAUAGAUGCUGCGAAACAGCUUUGUGUUAAUGCAAAAACAAAAUGUCCAAGAAAUUAUUUGGCGAAGUACAUGUGUAGAUUUUAUGGCACUGAUGUAUACCAAGCAGCGUGCAAGAGUCCGUGUUUUGAUUUGACAUGGAUGGCAAUCAUGAAGAUAAACACAGUGGUUUCGGAUCGAUAUAUUGUAUGUGGAAAUGUGUACACUGAAAUGAGAGAUACAGUCACAAAGACCAUACUUGGGAGAAAUAUCGACGUUCUUCAAGGGAUGGUACAGGAACAAAAUGAGCUGGGUGUUUUUGUUGAACCAAUACUACAGCUAGCCGUAUACAGAGAAAUUACCACUUCAUACCUGCACCCACAGGAACACAGAAAUGUUACACCAGAGGUGUCAAAGAAAAUAUCAGACUUCAUUAAUGGAUGCGAUACAUUACAAAACAAGCAACUGCUGGUGACACUCAUCGAUAACCGACUGACACCUAGUCAUUUGGUUACUACCGAGGCCGAAGAUCUUCGACUGCAAGGGAUACAGAGUUUAAUUGUUCACUUUCUGGCUGUCAUGAAACAUCUAAAAGGAGAGAAAACCCUUCUUCGUCCAUUAUAUUCAUUGGUAGCUAAGCCACAGUUAUGCACCAACUUCUUCAUACCAACGAUGCCGCAAGAUGAUCUUGAGGAUGUAAAAGAGGCUAUACUGGCAUCAAGGGGCACUGUCAAGGGCGCUGAUCAGACGGCUGCAUUUUACCGGUGCCCAAACGGCCAUCCGUACGUAAUUGGAGAUUGUGGAAGACCUUUUGUGAAGGCAAAGUGUCAGUGUGGAGCAGAAAUCGGAGGUCGGGCACAUAAACUCCUUGAAACCAAUACAGUAGACAAUGCGAAAGAUCUGACAAUGACUGGGCACAUUUUGGGUCGUGCAGAAAGAAGAGGUCCUGGUCCAAAACCCGAAAGGUUAAUGACACCUGCUCAGUGUGCAACAGUCAGACUUCUUGUUCAUAUGGCAAUGUAUCUAGGUGCUGGAAGCGAUAUUCAGGGAAUAAAGAGCAUUAUAAAACCAGACAUAGAAACAGAUCAAGUAGAAGAGUUCUUAUGGCAGCAUAUCCAGUUAGAUGUAGAAGAUCUUCACAAUGCCAUAACCAGAAGUGUAGAUGAUGUUCUGCUGUUCAUGCACAGUGUCAUCAACGGAAUUCUGAAGAAACACAAUGCAGGAGACGUGGUUGAGGAAGAUGUGUAUCGCUUAUCAACUAAAAGAGGUCGACAGAAAUGGGAAGUCGACUUUGUUGGAAAAUUCAUCUCCGAAUAUUUUAUGAACAUGGACUCAUAUCUACAACAAUACAACGGAUUGUUAGUGGGAGACAAAAGAUUAGCAUCACCUUUAGAAAACAUUCCUACAGUGUGGAGAUACAGGACACCAGUAUCUCUACAACACCUUAGGCAGGGUCUAGAUGCAGAGAUUGGAAGGACAGGCAGUUCGCAUAAAACAUUUAACGUACUGGAGCUUUUCCUGAAAGAGGAAUAUCAUCUACGAGCUUUGCGAUUCAUUCCAAGCAUAAUGCGUCUACAACGGAUAUUGUUACAGAAAUAUAUGAAGAAACUUGACAAAGCAGAGGCCUCCCAGAUAACUGUCGCACAGUUAAAGAAAGAGGAAAUUGCCGGAAGUGAGACACCACAAUUGAUAUCUGACUUUGCAGAAGCUUGGGAACUGUCAAGAGAGGCAUUAACAUUUUACUUAUGCACAACAGAAUCAGGCGGUGCUUUAAUACCGAAGCAAUACUGUAGACGUUGCAUAAAUGACGAAACACCCGUGUCCAUGCUUCUACCUACAACCGAAGACGAGGGAUUAUGUUCCUACGUACUUUUGGAUUUCUUAAUGAGAAAACAGAAUGAUUUCCUUGAUAAAUAUAUAAAGGAGACUGGGCGUAAAUCAGAAAAUACGACAAGGGUCUAUCCACAAGAGGUUACAUCCGCUCACCUGAUAAGCUAUGAUCCACAUCGAGAUCUCUUGCCAUUAGUUCUGGCCAAUUGCCAGUAUACAUUUAAGAUAGGUGAAGGUACUCAUAUCGAAUAUGAUUUUGCUGGGUUGGAACGACAACUCAUGGACAGAUUCUUAUUCUCAAAAUCCAAGAUUGACAUUGGAAUUGUAUUUCAGGUCGAUCUGAUGGUUUACAGAACAGAAUUUACUAAUGCUUCUGUAUUCAAAAGGCUGUCGGAAUAUAUCAAACAGGAAAACCUGAACGCAUCAGUGAAGAAACAAAUCUGCAAUGAAAUGAAGAGCCUUCCAGAUGUAUGUCAGUCCUUGUAUAACCUGGAUAUUGCUAUAAGUUUUCUUAAAUCUACUGGUGGUUUACCAGAAAAGAAUCUGCACGAGUACAUGAAGAAAACUCUUCAAAUGGAGACUACCUUGUCAAGUCAAAAGGCCCAGCAGAUGUGCCAGUUUAAGCAUGUUCAGUCGCUGUGGUUGUUACUAGCUCUUCUCAAGUCCAAAACGAUGACAGACAAUCAGCAACAGAGAGAGUUUACGUUUGAAAGUGUACAGCGUAUGUAUGAUAUCGACCUCACAGAAAAUCAACUAGAAAACUUCAACCACUAUAUGACAGACUUAUCAGUCGACAAGCUGGGUUUGCUAGUUGAAGUUUUGCACGAGUUCAUUUUAUUGAAGGUUGCUGUGAAACAGAACACUAACGACGAUGACUAUAUGGAUAUCACGGAAAAUCAAAUGAAAGACUGGUUAUUGGCUUACAUAGACGAGAAGGAAAUCCCUCCUCUCGAUACUGUAAUACUCGAGGAUUUCCCUGAAGAUAUCAAGUUAAAACACAGUGUUCAUACAUGGAUUGCUGCAUACAGCUUGUUGAAAGGGAAACAAUCUGGAGUGUACAGUAAAUAUUGAAAAGAGGGAGAGGAUCUAUAUGAAGGAGAGGAACUUUAUAAGUUUUCUUUCGUUCUAAUCCCUUUCGUAUUUGUGUAAUAUAUGUAUACUUGUAAAAUUCUGACUUGAUGUUGAUUUCAAAAUAGAUAUGUUAAACUAAAUAUUGAGAAAAAAACAGGUCUUUGAAGUGUGUUUAAGUGAUUUUGAUGAUAAACAUGUGUUUUUAAGAUAUUUGUGUUGCACAUUGACAAUUGACCGUGACAGCUUAUGCUUUUAGUAUUUUGUCAUGUAAAUAUAAUGUAUAUUAAACGAGUCUGUUCACACAUUUAGAAUUAGUAUGAAUGAUAUUAUAAUAUAUAUGGAAUUAAUAUAAUGAAUUGUUUGCUUCGUUUUGCUUUCACAGUCGCUAUAUAUCAGUAUAUAAUUCAUUAUUGAUUAUUUGUCUAUUUUAUUUUAUCUUGAUUUGUUUAACUUACUGCACGUUAUUUCGACUUUACAGAUGCACUUUGUUAUGGUUUAUAUUCAGUAUUGAUUGUUUGCUGUUUUAUUUUAUCUUUAUGUAUGUACCGUACUGCAAGCACCUUUGCUGGGAUUAAAGCGAAAAAAUAUGUGAUCUUAUAAAAGAGAAGAUUUUCUUAUAUUAACACAACUAUUUGAAAUAUUGUUCUUAAGAUAACAGGAAAUAUCCUUUUAUUUUAAUUGUUAAAACAUAUACAAAUGUUAUAUUUGUGUGUGCGUUGUAUGAAAGCUAAAGAUAUACUUUUAUGAAUAUAUUAAUUGUUUAAUACGCUUGUAGAAAAUAGAAAACAAAAACUUCUGUCUAAAGUAAGUAUCACUUUAUCACACGUCUCGCUUUAAAAUGUGGCGAAUAUUUACUUCUUUGAUAUUCAUAGUAUCAUUAGGUAUACUACUGUGUCAUGAUUUUAUUUUCACAUUUAAGUCAUAUGCUUUGAACUUGAGUAUAUUUAUGUAGCAUAUUUUAGGUCAUAAGCUAUUAAUAUUUUCUUGUCGAUAAUACAUUUUACCAGACAGAAGGAAGCUAUAUCUAGCACUAUUGUCUAAAGUAAUGUAAUUAUAUCGCUGUCAAGAGUGUUUACUAAUAUAUCAUGUUUAUAUUUAAUACUUGUAAAACUGUAUCCUUUUUGCUUAAUGAUAAAAUUACUUUGUUUAAACUCACGUGCGUUUAGAAUUUAAUACAUGUUUUAGACUUAAGUUGUAUAUUGUUCUCAACAAAUAAUCACACAAAUCAUGGCUUUGUAUAACUAUCGUUCUAAUUCGUAAAAACUUACGGUACUUUAAGGAACAACAAACAAUGACUAUAACAUUCGACGUUCGAAUGUCCCCGGUCUUAUUCAUAAAGAUAGGAUAAGUAUUGUGUUUUGUUGUCUUAUGCAUGAUAUUAAAAUACAUUGCCGUUUUGUGUGAAGUAAACAUUAAAAUUAAGAAAUGUUGUCAUAACAUCCAUUUUAAAGUUUGAUGUGUUUUUAUGAAUCAUUUAGUUGAUAAGUAUGCUUAGGGUAUGUUUGCCGAGAUGGUACUUCGAUAUCAAGAGCAGGGUACAAUACCGAGGGUAGAUGACUCAGUUUUGAGUAGUAUUCUAUACUAUUAGUAUUUAAAAAGUGCUUGAGUCGAGUUAAGUACAGGAAUCAUAAAUGUGUUGUAUGCAAAUGACCAAGACCGGCCUUAAUAGCGUUUCUUGCGUUAUUAGUAAGGGGUAUCUGCUUUAAGGCUCAGUUUAAAAAAGCCUGGAGAGCGUUCAAUUUAGAAAUGUCAUCAUUGAAUAUUAAAUAUCAUUUUGUAAA